Molecule: messenger RNA, 4033 nt
Organism: Macrobrachium nipponense
Lineage: Eukaryota; Metazoa; Arthropoda; Malacostraca; Decapoda; Palaemonidae
Product: fibrillin-2-like
Exons: 24
Coding region: 1-3720 (1239 amino acids)
Molecular function (GO): calcium ion binding
Source: RefSeq, a predicted model, not a curated record
AUGUGGACACGUCUUGCAGCGCAAAGUUUGAAACGCCCUUGGGACGAUCUGGAAGAGUCCCUCCUGCGGCGGUUUUCAGAUACAAUGCUCAGGUCACUCCAGAAAGUCCGUAAACGUUAUGGCAUGCCUAUCAAGGCUAGGAAGAGGCAAAGGAGGUUCCAACCUUUCCAAGUUCCCCAACAGCAUCCUGUGCUACAAGAUGUACCAAUUCAGCAAGUACCCCAGCCUUUGACUUCUAAGGCUCAGCCUCAGCAACAGCAUCAAUUUGGCUCCCUUUCGCCGUCGACUAACCAUGUUCCCCCACAGUAUUCAGUGUCGCCUGCCUUUAACCCGGUACGGACCUUACUUCUCCGUGGGGCCGUCACCACCUCUGUAGAUCUUACAGACGCCUAUUAUCAUGUCCUGAUAGCGCGACACUUCCGACCAUUCCUGGGCUUCAAACUAGGGAAAGAAGCCUAUUCCUUCGGGCUGAAUAUAGCCCCAAGGGUUUUCACGAAACUGGCAGAGGCAGUGGAGCAGGAGCUAAGGUCUCAGGGUAUAUUGGUGGUGGCGUACCUAGACGACUGGCUAACCUGGGAGAUGGACAAACACAAGUGUAUGAAAGCCACGGACAAGGUCAUGUCUUUCCUGGAAUAUAUAGGGUUCAAGAUCAACAGGGCAAAGUCCCGGUUGACCCCAGAGUCCAAGUUCCAGUGGCUAGCCAAGCUCAAGGACAUCAAUCGAGUUUGGCGUUCAAAGGCCAAUGCCAAGUGUCGGGACAAGAUCGGCUGGAUACCUCUGAUUCUCAGGAAACGUCUGCGUCCAUGGGCACAGGAAACGUCUGCGUCCAUGGGCAAAGGCCGCAAACCUAGCCAAAGAGUUACCGUUGCAGUUCCCUCCCCCGUCCCUAGUGGUGCAUACGGACACACCACUGACAGGUUGGGGAGGUUAUUCACAGCACGAGAAGGUUCAGGGAACUUGGUCACCUCAGUUCCAAAAGCUUCACAUCAACAUCCUGGAAGCUAUGGCAGUGUUUCUGACCUUAAGGAAGCUCCGUCCUCCGAAGAAGACUCAUAUCAGGUUGGUCCUCGACAGUGCGGUAGUGGUACACUGUAUAAACAGAGGUGGUUCAUAGUCAAGUCAUGUGAACCACGUGAUAGCAAUUAUUUCUCUAGCAGCCAAGAACACCUGGCAUCUAUCGGCUACCCAUCUGGCAGGAGUCCACAAUGUAGUGGCAGACGCACUGUCCCGAUCAGUCCCCCUGGAGUCAGAAUGGUCACUGGACCAGGAAUCCUUCAAGAGGGUUUGCAGGAGAGUACGGGGUCUGGAAGUAGAUCUGUUCGCUACAGAGGCAAACCACAAGCUGCCUUGUUACGUAGCCCCAAAUCUGGACCCUCUGACAUAAGCUACCGACGCCCUGAGUAUAGAUUGGAACCAGUGGAGGAAGGUUUAUUUAUUCCCUCCAGUGAACCUUCUCCUGAAGGUGCUGCACAAGGCAUGUGCACGCCUGUGGCCCAUUCACAGGCCGUCGUCAAGUGUCAUGGUUUCUUAACGAUGUUCUCAGAUGUAUCAGAGUGCCUAGAGGGAACUCAUAAUUGUCAUACGAAUGCAAAUUGUAUCAAUACUCAAGGAAGCUUUGUUUGCAAUUGUAAACGUGGUUUCACUGGAGAUGGUAUCUUGUGCAGUGAUAUAAAUGAGUGUUUGGAAGGGACAGGCACGUGUAAUGUAAAUGCCAUUUGCAUUAACACUGAAGGAAGCUAUAGAUGCGCCUGCCCGCAAGGAUAUACUGGUGAUGGAUUCCAGUGCUAUGAUAUUGACGAAUGUUUUGAGGGAACAUACGUUUGUCAUAAUUUUGCUGCCUGCGAGAACACUGAGGGCAGCUAUAUCUGUUUGUGUCAAGAGGGGUUCACUGGGGAUGGAAAACAAUGCUUUGAUGUGUCAGAGUGCUUGGAAGGGACCCAUGAUUGUGAUGUUAAUGCAAAUUGUCUAAAUUCUCAGGGAAGCUUCAUUUGCACGUGUAAACCCGGAUUCACCGGAGAUGGCAAAUUUUGUAGUGAUGUAAAUGAGUGCUUAGAAGGAACAGACUUGUGUAAUGCUAAUGCCAUUUGCACUAACACCGAAGGAAGCUAUAGAUGUACUUGCCAACAGGGAUAUACAGGAGAUGGAUUUCAGUGCUUCGAUAUCAAUGAGUGUUUAGAGGGGACAGCAGCCUGUAGUACUUUUGCCAACUGUGUGAACACACAAGGAAGCUAUCAUUGUUCAUGUCGCCCAGGAUUUACUGGGGAUGGAACUCAAUGCUUUGAUAUAAAUGAGUGUCUGAAAGGUACAGACCAAUGCCAUACAAAUGCAGAUUGUGUAAACACAGAGGGAAGUUAUGUAUGUUCAUGUAAAUUGGGCUAUACUGGAGAUGGAAUCAGCUGUUUUGACGUGAAUGAAUGCUUAGAGGGUAAUGUGGCCUGUCAUUCGAAUGCAGUCUGUGUUGACAAUGAUGGAAGCUUUGCAUGCUUAUGCAAAGCUGGUUUUACUGGAGAUGGAGUAGCUUGUUUUGAUAUCGAUGAGUGUUUGGAAGGAACUGCAAUUUGUCAUGUCCAUGCUGAAUGCAGCAACACAGAAGGGAGCUAUGUGUGUACUUGCUUGCCAGGAUUUACUGGAGAUGGAAUAAAUUGUUUUGAUGUGAACGAAUGCCUAGAACUAUCAGCAGCUUGUAGUGUUAAUGCAAAUUGCAAUAAUGUAGAGGGAAGCUAUUAUUGCAUUUGCAAGCCAGGGUAUACUGGUGAUGGAGUAAAUUGUUUUGAGAUAGAUGAAUGCUUAGAAGGAACAGCAACUUGCAGUACUAAUGCACAUUGCACAAACACCAUAGGGAGCUAUUUGUGUACCUGCAAGACAGGAUAUACUGGUGAUGGAGAAAAUUGUUUUGAGAUAGAUGAAUGCUUAGAAGGAACAGCAAUUUGUAGUCCAAAUGCAAUUUGCACAAACACUGCAGGCAGCUAUUUGUGCACCUGCAAGACAGGAUAUACUGGCGAUGGAGAAAAUUGUUUUGAAAUAAAUGAGUGCUUGGAAGGAACAGCAACUUGUAGCCCAAAUGCAUUUUGCACAAACACCAUAGGAAGCUAUUUGUGUAUUUGCAGGACAGGAUAUACUGGUGAUGGAGUAAAUUGUUUUGAGAUAGAUGAAUGCUUGGAAGGAACAGCAACUUGUAGUCCAAAUGCUGAUUGCACAAACACUGUAGGGAGCUAUUUGUGUAUCUGCAAGGCUGGAUAUACUGGCGAUGGAGUAAAUUGUUUCGAGAUUGAUGAAUGCCUAGAAGGAACAGCAACUUGUAGUUCUAAUGCUGAUUGUACAAACACACCAGGGAGCUACUUGUGUACUUGCAAGUCAGGGUACACUGGUGAUGGAGAAAAUUGUUUUGAGAUAAAUGAAUGUUUAGAAGGAACAGCAACUUGUAGUCCUAAUGCAGUUUGCUCAAACACCGUAGGGAGCUAUUUGUGUACUUGCAAGGCAGGAUAUACUGGUGACGGAGAAAACUGUUUUGAUAUAGACGAAUGCUUAGAUGAAACAGCAACUUGUAGUAGUAAUGCAGUUUGCACAAACACUGCAGGAAGCUAUUUGUGCUUUUGCAAGACAGGAUAUACGGGAGAUGGAGAACAUUGUUUUGAUAUCAACGAGUGUUAUGAAGAUUUGCACAACUGUGGUAGUGCUGCUUGCGUUAAUACAGAAGGAAGUUUUUACUGCGAAAUCUAAGCUCAGGAUGUCAGUGACGUACGUGGCAAGCUUAGAUGAUUUCUCCCAGAACAAUAGAUAGUUAAACUUGUACUAUUCCGAAAAUAUUUUGUCGCGGUGCUAUUUGUAUAAACUAAAAAACUGAAUUUCAAUUUUAUGAGAAUAGUGUUCUCAUAUCUCAUUAUGAUUGUAGGUGCAUAUAUUUUUAGAAAUUUUAUACAUGUAUAUUUUGUUAAGUUUUGAUAACAUGAGAACUUUGAAAUCAGUUUUGUCUAGUCAGAAGUUUCUGUAAAAUGUGGACGUAAUGUGUACAAUAAUUAAAUCUACAUUUAUU